This is a messenger RNA of Empidonax traillii (willow flycatcher), 2288 nucleotides long. It is a transcript of the gene CPNE2, whose product is annotated as copine 2. Gene Ontology annotation, molecular function: calcium-dependent phospholipid binding. The transcript is spliced from 16 exons. Lineage: Eukaryota; Metazoa; Chordata; Aves; Passeriformes; Tyrannidae. Bases 169 to 1800 code for a protein of 543 amino acids. The record is from RefSeq and is a predicted model, not a curated record. Gene Ontology annotation, biological process: cellular response to calcium ion. Gene Ontology annotation, cellular component: plasma membrane.
CGUUUGCCCGGCCGGAGCCCUGGGCUUUCCGAGGACGGGUGAGAAUUACGGAAACACCUUUGCCGCCGGCAGCUCGGGGGCCCUGCUUUCUCCGGAGCGCUCAGCUCAACUGCUCUUCGGGGCUCGUGAUUUCUCCUCAAGUGCCUGGAGCUGCUGCCACCGGAGCCCAUGGCGUACACCGUGACUCCCACGCCGCCGGGGCCCGUCGGCUCCCAGUACUGUGUCUGCAAAGUCGAGUUGUCCAUCUGCGGCCAAAACCUGCUGGACAGGGAUGUCACUUCCAAAUCCGACCCCUUCUGCGUCCUCUUCAUGGAAGUCAACGGGAAGUGGGUAGAGCUCGACAGGACAGAGACAGCCGUGAACAACCUCAACCCGGCUUUUGCCAAGAAAUUCAUCAUCGACUACCACUUUGAAGAGGUGCAGAAGCUCAAGUUUGCCCUGUUCGACCAGGACAAGUCGAGCACGCAGCUGUACGAGCACGACUUCCUGGGCGAGUUCUCCUGCACCCUGGGCAUGAUCGUCUCCAGCAAGAAAAUAACCCGGACUCUCCUUCUGGGGAAUGGGAAGCCGGCUGGGAAAGGGAUGAUAACGAUAGCUGCCCAGGAGCUCUCGGAUAACAGGGUGAUCACUCUGAGCAUGGCUGGCAGGAAACUGGAUAAAAAGGACCUUUUUGGGAAGUCAGACCCCUUCUUGGAGUUCCAUAAACCAGGUGACGAUGGGAAGUGGAUGCUGGUCCACAGAACAGAGGUGAUCAAAUACACACUGGACCCUGUCUGGAAGCCGUUCACUGUGCCUUUGGUGUCACUGUGUGAUGGAGAUGUGGAGAAGCUGAUAAAGGUGAUAUGUUAUGACUACGACAGUGACGGGGGGCACGACUUCAUCGGGGAGUUUCAGACCUCAGUGGCCAAGUUGUGUGAAGCCCAAGAUGCCUCUCCACUCGAGCUAGAGUGCAUUAACCCCAAAAAGCAAAAGAAGAAAAAGAACUACAAGAACUCUGGGAUCAUCAUUGUCAAGUCCUGCAAAGUGAGAGAUUUCUCCUUCCUGGACUACAUCCUAGGAGGCUGCCAACUGAUGUUUACCGUUGGGAUUGACUUCACAGCUUCCAAUGGGAACCCACAAGAACCCUCCUCUUUGCACUACAUCAACCCCCUGGGGACGAACGAGUACCUGUCGGCUAUCUGGGCUGUCGGCCAGAUCAUCCAGGACUAUGACUCAGACAAGAUGUUUCCUGCUCUGGGAUUCGGUGCCCAACUCCCGCCGGACUGGAAGGUGUCCCAUGAGUUUGCCAUUAACUUCAAUCCCAGGAACCCGUUCUGUUCAGGUGUGGAGGGCAUUGUCCAAGCGUACUCGGCCUGCCUGCCCCACAUCCGCUUCUACGGACCCACCAACUUCUCCCCCAUCAUCAACCACGUGGCCCGAUUCGCAGCUCAAGCCACCCAGCAGGAAACUGCAUCCCAAUACUUCAUCCUCCUCAUCAUCACGGACGGGGUGAUCAGCGACAUGGACGAGACGAGGCACGCCGUGGUGCAGGCGUCCAAGCUGCCCAUGUCCAUCAUCAUCGUGGGGGUGGGCAACGCUGACUUCGCUGCCAUGGAGUUCCUGGACGGGGACAGCCGGCUGCUGCACUCCUACACGGGCGAGGAGGCCGUGCGUGACAUCGUCCAGUUCGUGCCCUUCCGGAAUUUCCGCAACGUCCCCAAGGAGACCCUGGCCAAAGCUGUGCUGGCAGAGCUGCCCCAGCAAGUCGUGCAGUACUUCAAGCACCAAAACCUGCCACCCAUCAACUCGGAGCCUGCGUAGAGCCGGGCCGGGCCACUCCCUCUGCAUGUCGCCGAAGCCUGUUGGUCCUACUGGAAGCGCAUUCCACAUGCUCUUAAGAGAAGAAUACCCUCCCUGAAACACUUUGUACUUCUUAAUUUAAUUGCUAAGUUCUUAACACUCAUCCCAGCGAAGCGUCUGGAUUCGUUUUUGUACAGUCUUGGCCCCAGGUAACACUAAGCAGCCAGGCCAGGCCUCGGUCCUGCUCCGUUGAGUCACUUUUCAGUAUUGAAUGUACUUUGUAAAAUUUCAGUGGAACAGGAGUCGAUUUUUAUGAUCAAAAAACUUGCUUUUUCCAAGCAAUGAAAUGCUUAAUAUAUUAUUAUCAUUCAAUGAACUGGUCGUUGUAUAGUUCAUGUAUUUGUGUUGUACCUGUACAUCCGUCAGGCUCUGUGUUCAUUUUUAUACUGUGUACUUGUUACAUUUGUUAUACUCAGGUUAAUAAAGAAACUUGGACAUUUAAAACAAAA